Messenger RNA from Patiria miniata (bat star), 2527 nucleotides. RefSeq lists its product as uncharacterized. Bases 400 to 1146 code for a protein of 248 amino acids. The record is from RefSeq and is a predicted model, not a curated record. The transcript is spliced from 4 exons. Gene Ontology annotation, molecular function: protein binding. NCBI's taxonomy places the organism in Eukaryota, Metazoa, Echinodermata, Asteroidea, Valvatida, Asterinidae.
GUAAUGAUCGCUAUGCUCGCCUCGCUUUCAAACCAUUUUGCUAAUUUGAGACUCGUCUGUUGAUAAUUCCUCCAAAUCCUUUCCUCCAAUCAAGGAUAAUGUUGGUAUGGUUCCAAAUCAGUGCCAAGUAACAAACCACAACGGAACAAAAGGACACGUUUUGUAAAACUGAAGUGAAUCAUUUCCACUGACUCAAACGGAAGUCCGGGAAUACUAGAUAUAAGCUCGUCACUUCUCUUGUUGUGUUUUAACGCAAGGGAAAAACCCCAUAAAAGCAACCGACUCUCAAAACUGGCACAACAUUUCCUUGUGGGCUCGUAGACUAUAAAGCCGGAGUAAUCCUUUGAACAGCUAAAAUUCUGCAUCACUUUGAACAACAAAGGUUCAAGGGUGUCAAACAUGAAGACCUUUGCAUUGUUUGCGGCUUUCGUCUUGGUGGCGCUGUUCGCCCUCAGCGAGGCCAGGAACAGACAAGCUGAUACAAACAGGUCGGUCUGCCGUCGAUGCCGCAAAGAGCCGCUCCGGCCCAACCAGCGCGUGUGUGCCUUCAACGGAGUCGGUACUCGCACCUUUCUCUCCCAGUGCCUAAUGGAGCGGAGGGCCUGCCAGACCGGGCGGGACAUCACCGUGGUCUCGCAGGGUCCCUGCCCUAGGCCAGUCCGCCAGGGAGGAGGACAGCAACAGGGCGGUAAUACGGACAGUAACGAGAGCCCGGAAGAUCUCAGUCUGAGCAAUGAGGUGGACGAUGGAGUUAACAAUGACAUGCCGACCAUCGCUCCAGCAAGGACCACUGCCAUGCCAUCGCAGCCGCCCACAUCCCCACGAACGGUGUCUGGCUCGGCCGGGACAAAUGGCCCUCCACCCCCAAUGUCCUCCGGCACGGUAGCGCCCGAGUCGGAAGCAUCGGACCAGCCCAUCAGCGGGACAUCCAUGGCACCCAGCGGGACAUCCAUGACUAGCCGCCCCGCUCUCAGUACCUCCGUCACGGCACGCCAGUGCAACAGCUUCAAUAGCUGCGUGCCUUCGUCAGCGGUGUGCGGGACGGACGGGACUACCUACCCGUCACAGUGCGUGCUGGAGGUUACAGCGUGUCAGAACAAUCUAGAUGCGCUGACUGUCGCCUAUGCUGGUGUAUGCAUCCCAUAAAAACAACUCCACUUUGAACUGUUUCCUGAAACUAGAAAGUAGCAGGAAAAUAAGUGUAUUUCCGUUAGCGUGUGUGUACCUAAAGUUAGUAUUGGUUUGACCUUGUUCUUUAGGUGUCAGCACUCAAAAAAUUGAUGAAACAAAAUUAGACGGCGUAACAUUUCGAUUCCAGCAGAAUCUUUGUCAAAAGCAAAAUGACAGGUGUACAGAUCUAAACGGACGAAUAAGGGACACACAACCAUGCAUGGGUGGAAUGAAAAACACGAAGGGAUAGGAAUUAUACCUAAUUGUCAAAUUUUAAUAUUACUUUAUUUUUCAUUUUUUUCUUGUAAAUAAGAUAAGUUGGGAGCUUGCAUGCAUUGCAUCCCCAUAAUAAAGGCAAAUUUUAUGUACUUUUAAGAAUUAAAUCACAGUUUUAGACACUGACACAAUGUAAUUCCUUUGUACGGAUGUGUACAUAGGAAUUGCAAACUGCAAAAGACAGUCUCUUCAAUAGAUUAUUACGUAUUAGCAUGGCUACAUGUAUCUUUGUAUACGUGAAAACGACGAAAAGUGUUCCUUUAUAGGCGUUAUAUACGAGUUGGCCAUUUUUGUCGAGUUCCCCUGAAUGUAUGUAAUUAAUUGUUUACUGUUGAAUGGGAUAGCGCCAGACUUAUUUUAAGGAAGAUAUAAAUGCAGCAACCUCGUCCCCAGGUGUCGAGCAGUACGCGCCCACCACUACCUGUUCUGUCACCCUGGUAUCGGAUCAUUUGCAUGUGCAAGAUUUUUGAACACGUAUGCAAAUGAGGAAUAGUCUGGUGCUUGCAUGCGGUGUCUGGGGUAAAAACAGCAUCAAUUCGUCACGCCGUGAGUUUCGAAAACACGAUUGUUUUUAAAGGUAAAAUGUUGCAAUCCUAUCCUGCCAAUUUGCAGUAUCACAUUUUAUAUUAACAUGAGCAAAAUUGAAAGGAAAAGAGUAUUUUUGAGGAUACAGGAUACAGCAAUCAGGAUACAGGAAGAAAGUUUCCUAUCCAGGUCUUGGUAACGAGGUUGGAAAUAAAGUAAGCACUGGGGACGAGGUUGUAAAUGCAGACUUAUUUUACUGUCACUUUUUUUAAAUCUGUUUUUAAACUUUAGGAAAUGUUUAAUUACAAAUUAUAAAUUAUUCAUUGAAGCAGACUGGAAUUAAUAAGUAAUUAAAUUGCUUUUAUUUCUCUUAGCAAGGCCCAAAACUUCAGAUUUUACCUCACUUUCAAUUCAAUAUGGCCGACUCGUGAAUAAGGCCAUAAUGGCGAUUCUAUUUGCAACGGAGGUAAAUUAAUAAUGAAACUCGUCUCGUCAACCUCAAUUAAAGUAUUCUAGAUAUACUCCAAUAAAUUUGACUUUUAUUUCUAUAAAUACA